Messenger RNA from Suillus discolor, 838 nucleotides. RefSeq lists its product as uncharacterized. The transcript has 5 exons. Lineage: Eukaryota; Fungi; Basidiomycota; Agaricomycetes; Boletales; Suillaceae. Bases 126 to 533 code for a protein of 135 amino acids. The record is from RefSeq and is a predicted model, not a curated record.
GUUGAGAUCAUCCACGUAAGUUAAUCAGUUGUCCGGGUGAUGACCGAGCGCUCUUUACAAACUCCGUCGCGUCAACAUAUCCCAACGCGCUCUUUUCACACACAAUCCUUAUUAUUAUUCCCAUCAUGUCUACCGAACCCAGAUCUCCAGUAAAAAAAGACGCGACGAGCCUCAUAAAGUCUCCUGAUUCAAAGGGAAAAGGGAAAACAAAGGCUCUUGCUGAGGACUUGUCAAUGGAGGAGGAAGACGAGGAAGAGGAAGAAGAAGACGAGGAAGAAGGUGAUGAGGAAAUGGAAGAGGAGGAAGAGGAAGAUGAUCACGAGGAAAUCGACCCUAGCGCAAUCCUUCCUCGUCGCACCCGCGGCACACGCGUCGAUUAUACAUCCGAGGAAGCCCUCAAAAAGGCUGGCCUCACAAAGGAUGACCACGAUGACGACGACGACGAAGUCUGGUCAAUUAUUUUGCAAGGCGUGUGUGUAAUAUUGCCAGCUGCCAGAGGUACUCUUACCUCGUUUCAUCUUGAAAUUAAAUAAAAAUUCACCCUGCUUGGCACUUUGUUCGCAUGUUCGAAUCUGUAUGGCCUCGCACGUUGCUUUACUUCAGUCACGCGCCAUCGUGCCGAGCUCAUGGCGGCCUCCAAGUACUCAAGUAUUUUGCAUGAGUUGAAUGUGGACCUGAAAUCCCCCGAAAAUACUAGUAUUUGCAGGACUGCUCGGCGGAGAGGCUCCCACAAAGUCAACUAAGUAUCUGGAUUACAACGUGUUCAUGCUACGCGACGCCGCCGAUAUCCAAGUUGGGGCGCCCCAAUGAAUUCUCACUCGGCUUUUCUGACUUGAAA